Messenger RNA from Lasiodiplodia theobromae, 2058 nucleotides. Its product is annotated as Transketolase. The transcript is spliced from 5 exons. Gene Ontology annotation, cellular component: cytosol. Gene Ontology annotation, biological process: pentose-phosphate shunt. The record is from RefSeq and is a predicted model, not a curated record. NCBI's taxonomy places the organism in Eukaryota, Fungi, Ascomycota, Dothideomycetes, Botryosphaeriales, Botryosphaeriaceae. The coding region runs from base 1 to 2058 and encodes 685 amino acids. Gene Ontology annotation, molecular function: transketolase activity.
AUGCCUUACGGAGAGAUUGAUCAGCUCGCCAUCAACACCAUCCGGACGCUGGCCGUCGAUGCCACCGCGAAGGCCAACUCCGGCCACCCCGGUGCGCCCAUGGGCAUGGCCCCGGUCUCGCACGUCCUGUUCAACAAGUUCAUGAAGUUCAACCCCAAGAACCCCAACUGGGUGAACCGCGACAGAUUCGUGCUCUCCAACGGCCACGGCUGCAUGCUCCAGUAUGCUCUGCUCCACCUCUUCGGCUACGCCGUCAGCCUCGACGACCUCAAGGCGUUCCGUCAACUUGACAGCAUCACUCCUGGCCACCCUGAGGCUCACGACACCCCCGGUAUUGAGGUGACCACUGGUCCUCUUGGCCAGGGUUUCUCUAACGCCGUCGGUCUCGCCAUUGCCCAGGCUCACACCGCGGCUGUUUUCAACAAGCCCGGUUACAACCUGGUCGACAACUACACCUACACCUUCUUCGGUGAUGGCUGCGCCAUGGAGGGUGUUGCCAGCGAGGCUGCCUCCACCGCUGGUCACUUGAGGCUCGGCAACCUCAUUGCCAUCUAUGAUGACAACCACAUUUCCAUUGACGGUGACACCAAGUGUGCUUUCACCGAGGACGUCACCAAGAGGUUCGAGUCCUACGGCUGGCACGUCGUCUGGGUCAAGGACGGUGACCACGACCUCGAGGGCAUUGAGGCUGCCAUCAAGGAGGCCCAGUCCGUCAAGGACAAGCCCUCCAUGAUCAGGCUCACCACCACCAUUGGCUUCGGUUCCAAGCUCCAGGGCACCGGCGGUGUCCACGGCAACCCCCUCAAGGCCGACGACAUCCAGCACGUCAAGAAGCUCUUCGGCUUCGACCCUGAGAAGACUUUCGUCGUUCCCCAGGAGGUCUACGACCUGUACGGCAAGAAGGCUGCCGAGGGCGCUGCUCUCGAGGCCGAGUGGAACCAGCUCUUCGAGAAGUACGGCUCGGAGCACAAGGAGCUGCACGCCGACCUUGCCCGCCGUCUGGCCGGCAAGCUGCCCGAGGGCUGGGAGAAGAAGCUCCCCACCUACAAGCCUACCGACCCGGCCAUUGCUUCCCGCAAGCUGUCCGAGUCCGUCCUGGAGGCCAUCCACGACGCCGUCCCCGAGCUCCUGUCCGGCUCUGCUGACCUGACUGGCUCCAACAACACCCGCUGGAAGAACGCCGUUGACUUCCAGCCCCCGGAGCUCGGCAUUGGCGAGUGGUCCGGCCGCUACCUCCGCUACGGUGUGCGUGAGCACGCCAUGGCUGCCAUUAUGAACGGUAUCGCUGCCUACGGUACCCUCAUCCCCGCUGGUGGUACCUUCCUUAACUUCGUCUCGUACGCUGCCGGUGCCGUCCGUCUCUCGUCGCUUUCGCACCAGCGCGUCAUCUACGUCGCCACCCACGACUCGAUCGGUCUUGGUGAGGACGGCCCGACCCACCAGCCUAUCGAGACUCUUGCCCACUUCCGUGCCCUGCCCAACAUGAUGGUCUGGCGCCCGGCUGACGGCAACGAGACUUCUGCCGCCUACUACAUGGCCCUCACCAGCAAGGACACCCCCUCGAUCCUUGCUCUCACCCGCCAGAACCUUCCCCAGCUCGAGGGCUCGACCAUCGAGAAGGCCAUCAAGGGUGGUUACGUCGCGUACGAGGACAAGGAUGCUGCCAUCACCCUCGUCUCGACCGGUUCCGAGGUCGGCAUCUGCUUGGAGGCCGUCAAGGAGCUUGCCGAGAAGCACAACAUCAAGGCCCGUGUUGUCUCGAUGCCUUGCGUUGAGGUCUUCGACGCCCAGUCCAAGGACUACCGCCUCAGCGUCAUCCCCGACGGCAUCCCCGCGCUGUCGGUCGAGGUCAUGUCGACUCUCGGCUGGGAGAAGUACUCUCACGAGCAGUUCGGUCUCAACCGCUUCGGUGCCUCGGGCCCGUACAAGGAGGUGUACAAGAAGUUCGAGUUCACUCCUGAGGGCAUCUCCAAGCGUGCCAUUGCCACGAUUGACUUCUACAAGGAUGUCAAGCCCCUCCGCUCUCCCCUCAACCGUGCUUUCACCCAGCUCAUCUAA